This is a messenger RNA of Bipolaris sorokiniana ND90Pr, 1202 nucleotides long. RefSeq lists its product as uncharacterized. Gene Ontology annotation, cellular component: extracellular region. The transcript is spliced from 3 exons. The coding region runs from base 246 to 878 and encodes 210 amino acids. The record is from RefSeq and is a predicted model, not a curated record. NCBI's taxonomy places the organism in Eukaryota, Fungi, Ascomycota, Dothideomycetes, Pleosporales, Pleosporaceae.
AUUCACUCUGGUUGCAUUCAUUUCCUGCUAGCUCCCUCGUGAGCAAUGUCCUUGCUUGAUUGGCCGGCAUCCAUUGCUGUUUGUUUGUGGCCCCUCUGGUAAAGGCAGGCGCGCACCAUCACCAACGCGGCAUGCUUGACGGCUUUGACUUACAUAUAUACUCGGCCGACCAAUUCACAACAUCUAUAUUCAUCAACUCCCUAUAAUCUCGACACACAAGUCUAGCAUCUACCCAGGAUCUCACCAUGAAGCUACUUGGUGCACUGGUUGCUCUCACUGCAGCCAUCGCAGUCGCUGCUCCAGCCCACGACGUCAAUCCUCGCAACGUCCAAGCAGGCGACGCUCCUCAUCAGGACGACCCCAAGUUCAUUAGUGCCGUGAUGCGAGCUCACUGGUACUGGCGGAGGCUGCACUGCGCUCAGGACUUGGUUUGGGACAAGAAGCUUGCAGACGCGGCCCGCGCCGACAUCGAGGAGUGCACCCACGACCCUGAGCAUAAACGCCCCGGUAGCAAUCUCUCUUCUGUGAGCCCGCCGCCUGAUGACUACGAUGCCUGGAUCGAGUUUGCCCGUACUGCUACGCACGGCUGGCACGAGGAGGAGACCAAAUACCCCUACGACAAUCCGCAUUUCGAUGCCGCCUGGGGCCACUUCACACAAAUGGUGUGGCGCAACAGCACGCGUAUCGGUUGUGCAGUUGGCCGAUGCGACAGCACUGUCAACUGGCCUGGGCGCUUCUACUGCUACUACUCAUUCUUUGGCAACAAUAUUGCAGCCGGCCAGUUUGAGGAUCAGGUUUGGGCACCGGUCUGUCAUGACCCGGCGGCUGGCGAAGUGGUUGCGCGCCAGGAUGUCAACUUUGAUUGGGCUGGCGCCUAGAAGAAGCAAGCUUCAGGUGGUACUGGGUUCGACAUCAUGAGCCGUGUAACAAUGGUGGCUAACACGAGUGAUUUUUCUUGACGAUGUGCGGUCCUGGGCAUUGUCUAUAGGGGCGACUGUUCCUCGGGUUUUUGUUUGGGUAGGGCAUGGUUGCCAGGUCAUGCCAAUGUCGUUCUGGUCCGUCACAGUUUGGUUUCAAGGUGUCUUUGGCAAGCCAUGUAAGCAGUUGACGAUAAGGACCAUGAUGGCCGGGGUACAAGAAGGCGUCAGUGGUUACUUGAGUGUGGGAAAGGUAUUCAUGAUAGUCUAUGGAUUUUCAGUGAU